Messenger RNA from Maniola jurtina (meadow brown), 1672 nucleotides. Its product is annotated as transcription initiation factor TFIID subunit 7-like. The record is from RefSeq and is a predicted model, not a curated record. NCBI's taxonomy places the organism in Eukaryota, Metazoa, Arthropoda, Insecta, Lepidoptera, Nymphalidae. Gene Ontology annotation, molecular function: RNA polymerase II general transcription initiation factor activity. The coding region runs from base 403 to 1617 and encodes 404 amino acids. The transcript has a single exon. Gene Ontology annotation, cellular component: transcription factor TFIID complex. Gene Ontology annotation, biological process: RNA polymerase II preinitiation complex assembly; transcription initiation at RNA polymerase II promoter.
CGUAUGUCGGGCGUCGGCGAGCACCGGCACAGACGGGAUCCAUACUUGUAUGGUUUAACUAACGUGUUGUAAAUAACUACGAACUUGACAUUGGCUAAUCUUUGUAAAGCCAGACGAGAGAGAAAAAAAAUACACACUGUAGCCAAAUAUUACCGUGCUGUAGCAGUACCCGCCUAGGAUAAUCAUAGGAUAAUAAUGUUCUGUGCUGUUCUGUAUAUAUAUAACUAUAUAUUGUGCUAUAUAUAUAACCUUACGUAGUGCAAUACUUUUGGCCAAACAAAAGAUUUGUAGGGAGUAUAUGACUACUAUACUUUAAUAAGUGCUUACUUCUAUCAUAAUAUACACUCGGUAACUAAAAAAACACUUAAAAGUGCAGUCCUGUUCAGCAACAGCGAUUCCAAGAUGAAUAAAGAUAAACGAGAAGCGGAAUAUCCUACAGAGUUGGAGUCACAGUUCGUACUGCGCUUGCCAGAAGAGCCUGCUAAAGUGCUCAGGGAACUCCUGAAGUCCGGCGAUAGCCUCAAAAACCGUCUAACGAUUCAAAUAGAGAACGACAUGAGGAAUGGCGAGGUACGGUUGGACCACUGGUUGAUGCAUGCGAAGAUCAUUGAUCUACCUACCAUCGUCGAGUCCUUGAAGACCAUAGAUAACAAGAGCUUUUACAAGACGGCAGACAUCUGCCAAAUGAUGAUCUGCAAGGAUGAGCCGGACCAGACGCCGUCGGAGGAGGAGGCUCCGUCCAAGCAUAAGAAGAAAGACCCUUAUAAGGUCGACAAAAAGUUUCUAUGGCCGCAUGGCAUCACUCCACCGACUAAGAAUGUUAGAAAACGCCGCUUCAGGAAAACUUUAAAGAAAAAGUAUGUGGAGGCCCCUGAAAUAGAGAAGGAGGUGAAGAGAUUGCUGCGUGCGGACAAUGAAGCUUGUCAGUUGAUGUGGGAAGUGAUCAAGGAAGAAGAUGAGCCACACGCUAAAUCAGAUGCCAUACAGACAGCUCCCAGCAAGCCUGAGAAGAAGACUAAAGCUGAGCGCAGCAACAAGAAGGAGAGAGACUCUAAACCUGAUAUAUCAAACCGAGACUCCUCUUCCAAUGUUGUAGAUAUAUUUGGUGGUGCAGUGAGCGACAGUGACAUUGAGGAAGAUCCGAUGGGCCGUGAGAUGGAGGAGAGCCACAUGUCUCCUUACGACAGCCGUCUGUCAGACACCAGCUCCAUAAUCGGGAUGGGUGACAUUCACAAGCGAGAUACUUAUCCUAUAGAGUUUGAAUCCCAAAUGUUUCAUGCUCAGCCAACACUUAAAAAAAAAUCCACCAAACGCCGUUCUUCAACUGUCACUUCUACAGUCACUCGAAGUGGAGGUUUGUCAUCGGAAGAAGACGUGGACUAUCUGUCCCGCGAUAUGUCCAAAGAUAACAUGUCUCUGAGAAUGGAGCAGUUGCGGACAGAGUUAGAGGAGCUCAAGCAACGCCGGCAAAGAACGCAGCAUGAAAUUGCUGGAAUGGAGAAUGUGGCUUUGCGGCAACGCUUCCAAGAUAUCUUGCACACCCUGAACCAAGACGUCAUGUAUAAGGAGAUGGAAUACCAAGGCCUCAUCACAUUGCAGAAUUCUGAGGAUAUUUGAGGAACGUAUUUCAUGUAAAUAGUGAAGCUAUUGUGCUCUCUAUUUAUAUGUGCAA